UAAUCACUGGAAAAAUGAUGAGAAACUUUAUAUUUCAAAACCUUCUUCAUAUGAUCUUAAUUGUCUUCCUCUCCACUUUAUGUAGCUACUUUCUCUGGAAAAUCGUCCUUUCCACUAUAAUCCUUAAGAUAACAAGCAAAUUUAUAAGUAUAAGAAAUCAGAAUACCAAUAAACUCCCUCCUGGUCCAAAACCAUGGCCUUUAGUUGGGAGCCUUCCUGAAAUGCUACUAAGCGAUAAGCCAGCAUUUGUGUGGAUACAUAAACUUAUGCAAGAAAUGGAUACCGAAAUCGCUUGCAUUCGUCUUGGCAAUGUCCAUGUCAUUCCUGUCACUUCUGCUGAGCUUGCUUGCCGAUUCCUGAAGGAGCAAGACUCGGUUUUCUCAUCGAGGCCUAUUUGCAUGUCCUCGAGCCUCGUUAGCAAUGGCUACAUGACCACAACUUUUCUCCCUAUGGGUGAUCAAUGGGUGAAAAUGAGACGAUUACUUGCUUCCCAUGUGCUCUCACCAACAUCUCUUCAAUGGCUUCGUCAUAAGAGGGACGAAGAAGCUGACCACCUCCUUCGAUACGUUUACAACCAAUGCAUUAACAAGUAUCGUCCUCGAGUUAUUAACUUGAGGAAGGUGACAAGAUACUAUUGUGCAAAUGUUAUUAAGAAUAUGAUUUUCAGCAAGAGAUUAUUUGUAGACGAAGAGGAGGAUGAGGAGCAAAUUGAUGCGAUUUUCACACUUUUUGAAUAUUUCCAUUCUUUUAGCAUCUCAGAUUACUUACCAUGGUUAAUUAAUUUAGAUUUAGAUGGUCACAAGGCAAUUCUCAAGGAUGCCUUUGCCACAGCAAGUAAACACACUGAUCAUGAAGUUGACCAGAGGAUUAAGAUUUGGAAGGAUGGCAACAAAUUUGUGGAAGAAGACAUCCUUGAUGUUCUUAUCAUGCUCAAAGAUACCAAUGGGAGUCCGUUGUUGAAUGUUAAAGAGAUUAAAGCGCAAGUCCUUGAAUUGAUGCUUAAUACAUUAGAUAAUCCCUCAAAUGCAGUUGAAUGGACAAUGAGACAUAUGUUGAAUCAACCAAAGAUAAUGCAAAGGGCCAUGCAAGAGAUUGACACGAUCGUUGGGAGUAAUAGAUUGGUUCAAGAAUCGGACUUGCCACGGCUAAAUUAUGUGAAAGCUUGCAUAAAAGAGGCGUUUCGACUACAUCCGGUGGCGGCGUUUAACGCUCCGCAUGUGUCUGUUGAUGAUGCUAUUGUGGGCGAAUACUUCAUCCCAAGAGGGAGUGUAGUGCUAUUAAGUCGUCUUGGACUUGGUCGAAACCCAAAUAUUUGGGAGGAUCCGUUGAAGUUCAAGCCAGAGCGCCAUCUAUUAUUAGGUGGCCCUGGUGAAGUUGUUCUCACUGAUUCAGAAUUACGUUUGUUGUCAUUUAGUAUUGGACGACGAGGUUGUCCAGCUGUGAAACUUGGUUCUCCAAUUACUACCAUGUUACUCGCUAGGCUUCUUCAAGGAUUUACUUGGAGUUUACCACUAAAGUCUCCACAAUAUGAUUUUUUUGAAUGCGAUCCCUUUUGUAACAUGCCACUUUUUGCUCUCGCAAAACCGCGAUUGUCUAGUGGCAUGUACCCUUAAUUAUGUGAAAUUAUUGUACCAUGAUGAAUAAUGCUGAACAUUAUCAAUUGCUCAGAAUCUAUAUUUCAUGAUUUUAAAGUAAAGAUCAG
Molecule: messenger RNA, 1702 nt
Organism: Lycium ferocissimum
Lineage: Eukaryota; Viridiplantae; Streptophyta; Magnoliopsida; Solanales; Solanaceae
Product: isoleucine N-monooxygenase 1-like
Exons: 2
Coding region: 15-1613 (532 amino acids)
Molecular function (GO): oxidoreductase activity, acting on paired donors, with incorporation or reduction of molecular oxygen; heme binding; monooxygenase activity
Source: RefSeq, a predicted model, not a curated record